This is a messenger RNA of Pteronotus mesoamericanus, 3796 nucleotides long. RefSeq names its product inositol-trisphosphate 3-kinase C (gene ITPKC). The transcript has 7 exons. Gene Ontology annotation, biological process: inositol phosphate biosynthetic process. Gene Ontology annotation, cellular component: cytoplasm; nucleus. NCBI's taxonomy places the organism in Eukaryota, Metazoa, Chordata, Mammalia, Chiroptera, Mormoopidae. The record is from RefSeq and is a predicted model, not a curated record. The coding region runs from base 1 to 2037 and encodes 678 amino acids. Gene Ontology annotation, molecular function: inositol-1,4,5-trisphosphate 3-kinase activity; inositol tetrakisphosphate kinase activity.
AUGAGGCGCUGCCCGUGCCGGGGGAGUCUGAACGAGGCUGAGGCCGGGAAGCUGCUGGGGGCGGCCCGCAUGGGGCUGGAGGCGCCGCGAGGGGGGCGGCGGCGGCAGCGGCAGCCGGGGCCGCAGAGACCUGGGCCCGGUGCCGGAGGCCCGGCGGGGCGACCAGAGGGGGGCGGGCCCCAGGCCAGGACCAAGGGGUCCUGCCUCCACUCCGAACGCGAGAGGGCCGGCCUCGGGCCUGAACCGGGGACAGACAGACAGGCUGAGCCUGAAGCAGCUGGCCUCGGAGCGGAGACGGAGCGGCCCAGCCAAAAGACGGAGCCAGACAGGUCCAGCCUCUGGACACAUCCAGAAAGGAGCAGCCACUGGUCAGAGCUGGAGACAGCCGGACCCUGGACGGAGACUGGGACAGACGGAUUUUGUACAGAUCCACGCAGGUCCGAUCUUCAGUCUCAGUCAGAGAGGGCCAGACCCUGGACACAGCCAGGCGUUGAUGGGCCAUGGACAGAGUUAGAAAUACAUGGGUCACAGACCCAGCCAGAGAGGUCCAAGCCCCGGGCCGAUAACCUCUGGACCCACCAGAAGAGGUCCAGCCUUCGGACGCAGCCAGAGGGGGCCUAUCUCUCAACAGAGCCAAGUAUUGAUGGCUCCAGAAGACAGCAGUAUCCUGAAGACCCCUGGACAGAGUCUUACACAGAUGACUCCCAGAUACAACAGGAUACUGAAACAGCCUGGAAACAGGUUGGCACUGAUGGUUUCCCAACACAACAAACUACUGAUGGCUCCUGGACACAUCCUGGCACUGAUGGUACACAAACACAAGAUACUCAUGGACCCCAGACAGAGCCUGGGACAGACGGCCUUUUGGGGGAGCCCAACCAAGAUGGCCCAUUAGAAGAACCAGAACCUGGGGAGUUGGUGACUCACCUGUGCUCUCACCUGGAGUAUAGCUCCCUGAUCCCUGUGCCCCGCCUCAUCAUCACUCCUGAAACUCCUGAGCCUGAGGCUCAGAGAAUGGGACCCCUCUCCCAGGUUGAGGUGGGCAGUGGCGGCUUCUCCUCUGCCUCUUCUUUCGACGAGUCUGAGGAUGACGUGGUGGCCGGGGGUGGAGGUGCCAGCGACCCCGAGGACAGGUCUGGGAACAAACCUUGGAAGAAACUGAAGACGGUUCUGAAGUAUUCGCCCUUCAUGGUCUCAUUCCGAAAACACUACCCUUGGGUCCAGCUAUCCGGACAUGCUGGGAACUUCCAGGCUGGAGAGGAUGGUCGGAUUCUAAAACGUUUCUGUCAGUGUGAGCAGCGCAGCUUGGAGCAGCUGAUGAAUGACCCCCUACGGCCUUUUGUGCCAACCUAUUAUGGCAUAGUGCAGAAGGAUGGUCAGGCCUUCAACCAGAUGGAAGAUCUCCUGGCGGACUUUGAGGGCCCUUCCAUCAUGGACUGCAAGAUGGGCAGCAGGACCUACCUGGAGGAGGAGCUGGUGAAGGCUCGAGAACGGCCUCGGCCCCGGAAGGAUAUGUAUGAGAAGAUGGUGGCUGUGGACCCUGGGGCCCCCACCCCUGAGGAGCAUGCCCAGGGUGCUGUCACCAAGCCCCGCUACAUGCAGUGGAGGGAGACUGUGAGCUCGACCUCCACCCUGGGCUUCCGGAUUGAGGGCAUCAAGAAAGCCGACGGGACCUGCAACACCAACUUCAAGAAGACACAGGAGCUGGAGCAGGUGACAAAGGUGUUGGAGGACUUUGUGGAUGGGAACUGUGGAAUCCUGGGAAAGUAUGUGGCACGCCUAGAAGAACUUCGUGAAGCUCUGGAGAACUCCCCCUUCUUCAAGACCCAUGAGGUAGUGGGCAGCUCCCUUCUCUUUGUGCACGACCACAGUGGCCUGGCCAAGGUUUGGAUGAUUGACUUCGGCAAGACAGUGGCUCUGCCUGACCACCAGACACUCAGCCACCGACUGCCCUGGACUGAGGGUAACCGUGAGGAUGGCUACCUCUGGGGCCUGGACAACAUGAUUCACAUUCUUCAGGGGCUGGCCCAGAGCUGACCCACUUGCCUGCUGCCAGGUUUUUUAUUGGAUGGUACUCGGCUGGCCGGAAGAGCCCCAAGGUAUGCAGGGGCCUGAGGUUGGCCAUGGAGGCACUGGCCUCAGGGACAGGAGAGGUGUUGUACACCACCCAAGCCCAGGACAGAUCUGAAGGGCCUUGGAGACCACGUAGUGCCCAGCUCUUUCAUGAUACUGGGGUUGUAAAGACUAGAGAGGGGACAUGACACGGUUGGGUCCCACUGAGAGUCAAAACCAGACUGGGUCUUCAAACCAGCAAGGAAGAUUCCCGAGGGGCUGCUGGAGGCCCCAACUAAACCACAUACCCUGAAAGAACACGAUUCAGAUGCUAUAGGGUGCUGGCCUGACACGCGCCUAUUACUAUGUGAAUGACUCUAAUCAGUGCUCAUAGGCCUCGUCCUGCCAGAAGCAGGCUCAAGGCCAGGGACCAGUCAGCUCCAUCUGUGGUGCCUGGAGGACCAGACCUCAUUUGUGAACAAAUGCUGGAGCUGGCUUGUCUGCCUGGGAGCGUUAUGGCCCCAUCACUUUGGGGCUCUUCAAGUGCUGACAGAGACUCUGCGGAGGGUGUGAUGCCACGGGACUGGCCCGCCGCUGCUCUCCUGCCCUCCCAGAGCCCCUUGGAUCCUCCCCACUCCUGGGAGAACUCUGCUGACACCCUGCAGACCAAAACCACAGCCACAUCCGGUGCCAGAACUGUGACCAGCACAACCUCAUUCCUCCUCGGGCGCCACCUCAGCCUCUGGACUUCCCCCGUCCCCCCUUACCCUUUUAGGGGCCCUUUAUUUCAGCCACCUGAGGUGGCGAGAAGGGCUUUCAGGGCAGGGAAGGCAGCUUGGGAAUUAGAGCUGCCGUCCUUGGGUGGCUCCCAUCCCACCCCGGGGCCUCUGCUGUGAGAAGUGCCUGGCUGAGGCCAGGUGCUUAGGGUGGGUGGGGCUGCUGGCUAAGCCAAAGACCUCAGCAUCCUGAAGUGAGCAGCCCCUCUUGUACCUGUAACUGGCUUCAGUCCCACAGGGCUGGGCUAGGGGAGGACAAGCACCUCUAAGGUAAAGUUCUGACAUGGUCUUUCAGGGCUCAGGAGGCACGCUCCUCACCUAUUGACCUUUAAACUUUAUACCAGACAGAUGUUAGAUGAGGCAGUGCUGGGGAACUGGGGGCAACAUCCCUUAACUGCCACCCGAUCCCCCAUGACAACUCCCCAGUUAACAGAACAUUCAAAGCCAACCUCAUGGAACUUUUUCAGUCAGGGGUGUGUGGGCUCAAAACUCAUAAUCUUGAGCUUGGAUAGCAGGACAGUGACCAGUUUGGAAUGGAGAUGCAGGCUUGGAGAAUUCACUAAGCAGCCCUUCUUGUGCCUGGCUCUGAGCUGCGUAAGGCAGGUAAGAGCAGCGACGAAGACAGUGCCCCUGACAGUGUGCCCACCAUUGUCAGGGCUGGGAAGGGGCCGCGGCCAGGAUGGAGGCCUCCCCACUUCUGCUUAUAAACACUAAAACCCCAAAACACACUAUGUAUAUGCUGUAGUGUCUCUGAAGUUCCUUGGCACUGCAGACAUGGCAGUGACUAAAAUACACCUGUUCUCUCCCCUUUCAAAGGGCAGGCAACGGUAUUCAUUAAAUGAAUUAAAAACAUGUAUCUAUUUAGAUAUAUUUGUGUAGGUACUAACUUCCUGGUCUGAAUCCUGACCCUGUCACUUGCCAAGUCAUCUGACCUUAGGCUGGUGACUGCACUCCAAGCCCGUCUCUCU